CGGUGUGAGUCCAGCUGCUUUCCUUCCCCUGCAGAUGCGCGCAGUGUGGCAGACCACUGGUGUCCAACUCUGUUCCCGUCGCGUGGGGCUCUUUUAACAUCCAACAAACGUUGUUUCAUCAGACCAUCUGACAGAAGAUCAAGGGCACAUACGUCCACAUCUCCUCUGGCCGUGCUGGUGGUGAGGCGCCAGAGCUAUUCAGUUGGCGCAGCAGCUGGUGGUGGGGUCAGAUAGAGCGUGUUGGAUGACCCAAGUUGACCCCCGGGAGAGGCGGCUGUAGGCGACAAGAUGGGCAGCCCAUCCAGCGCCUCUGCUGAGGAAACGAUUUUAGAGUACAGCCUUGAUGGGGAGAAGAUGCCAUUCCACCAUGUGCGGGCGGGCCUGCUCUAUCCAGACAACUACCUGAGCAGCUCCCUGACGGAAGGCAGUGAAGCCUUCCAGCUCACCAGCAUUUCCACCGAGGAGCUGGGAGAGAUCCGUGAGGCAUUCCGCGUUUUGGAUCGUGAUGGGAAUGGUUUCAUCUCCAAACAGGAGCUGGGCAUGGCCAUGCGCUCCCUGGGUUACAUGCCCAGCGAAGUGGAGCUGGCCAUCAUCAUGCAGAGACUGGACAUGGAUGGGGACGGCCAGGUGGACUUCGAGGAGUUCAUGACGAUACUGGGGCCCAAACUGCUGUCGUCCGACAACAGAGAAGGAUUCCUGGGCAACACCAUCGACAACAUCUUCUGGCAGUUUGACAUGCAGCAGCUGUCUCUGGAUGAGCUGAAGCAGGUGCUGUUCCACGCCUUUCGGGACCACCUGACAAUGAAGGACAUAGAGAACAUCAUCAUCACCGAGGAGGAGAGCCUCAAUGAAACCUCAGGGAACUGCCCUGAGUAUGAGGGAGUCCAUCCGAAGAAGAAGAAUCGGCAGACGUGUGUCAGGAAAAGCCUGAUCUGCGCCUUCGCUAUGGCUUUCAUCAUCAGUGUCAUGCUUAUCGCGGCCAAUCAGAUGCUGCGGAACGGCAUGGAGUAACCAAUUGCACUGUGAGCAUGGGGAGUGGACAGAACAGCCAUGACCUCACAUCUUGUCUUUGCAGCCAAAGCUGGACCAAGCACUUCUCUAAACAAUCAGUUGAGUUUUUAUUUUAUUUUUUAAGUUUGAUUUGAACUUACCUUGUAGAAGCAGACAAUGUGGGUGAAUUAUAGAGAGAUAUAUUUGUUUUGCAUUGAAGAUGUCACCAUGUAGAGUUACUGGACUUAUAAAGAAACCUGAAUGGGAAAAUAAUUUUGUUUUUAUAUAAAUCGUGACAAUAAAUAGUGGGUUUUAUUUUGCUGUUUUUAAGACGAAGACCACCCUUUAAACUUGAUUUUCUAAUUAACAAAAAUGUUUAUCAGGUGCUUUGAGCCAUUCCUAAUUUCAAAAACAAACAGUGGUUAUUAUGGACAACUGCAUAUUUACCCUAGAAAAGUGGCACUGAAUGUGAUCUGAGUGAAUGUGGGCACAUUAAAUGCAUAGUAAAUCCCUCACAUCAUGAUAAACAUCACACUUUUUGUGACACAUCGACAUCCUCGGCUCAGUCCACUAAUCUUGGGGCACAUGAAAUCUUUCUGUGUAUCUACAAGGAGCACAACUCAAUACUCAGUGAGGGACCACUUAAAUAUCAUUACCGUCCCGCUAUCUCUACUCUUUAGUCUUAAUACUGAUCGGUUGAUUGAUUGUUUUGUGUGGGUGUGUAAAAGACAGUGCUGUCCACAUACAUAAUGUUAGUUCAGGCUGUCCGAGAGGUGUGAAAUGUAAGGUAAAAAACAAGAGAUAUCAAAUCAAAUGACAGUGGAUCUAUGGUUUUGGUUAACAAUAGGACCAGGCUGAGAAACAUUGUGAUAUUUUUAGUUAGCCUAUGUGUUGGUAGAAAAUGUUUCACCUCAGCAUCUCAUUGUAAUACUGCCCAACUGUGGUAAAUAUAAACCACACAAAAGCAUGCCAGUAUAUACACUGCCAUACCAAACAUAACUCUCACACCAGUUUCCCAUGGAUAUCAUUGUAUAUAUAGUACUACUUAGCUUGUGUAAUGUAUUAUUCUUCUCAACAGCAGAAUGUAUGAAGGGUAGAAACUAGUGAGAUAAAUCAGGGAUAUACAGUAGAGCUGUGAUAUAUACUGUUGGUACAGCUGUUUUCUUGGAUAAGGUUGCAUCCUAGUGGUUUAAAUAUCAAACUGCAGCUAAACACUUGAACGACCAUGUCUACAAGGUGUUCAGAAGUGAAGAACAACACCCCUGAAUUUGAGCUUUGAUAUGUUUCAGUGUCACAAAGGGCAGUUUGGUCUGUAUUGGAAUAGAAUAUGAUUUUCCAGAUUGUGUUGUCAAACCGGUGUACAGCUCAGGAUUAGAUGAGAUUGAAGGUGACUGCUUCUGUACCUGUGGCAGUUUCUGGGGUCAUAGCAAUGUUUUAUGGUUCAGACCGGAUCGCACUACAGUUUUAUAAAGCCUGCUGGGAGGACAACAUUUGGAAAGGACCUUGUAGGAGUUUACAAUCGUGCUCCUCUUCUUUUAUAAUGGAGCUGCCGAAGGUUGAACAUCCCAAUGACAACACAGAUUAGAUUUGAGGAUGUUUUUCUUACAUGGGUGUAGGGCUGGGCGAUAAAGACACGUCAUUGUUUGUCUACUGGUAGUAGAAUAGUAUUGUAACUGUAUGUUUUUAUUCUUUUAUUGUUUUGCAAAAUUUCCCAAAAAAUGGAUUCCAGGAAAAUUGUCAUUCGAAACAGAGAUUACCUGAGGUUAAAGCAUUUUAAAGAGCCAGUGGAAAACGGUUCGUUAUAGUGAACAUCAUAUCUAUUAUUUUAUCUGUGAUUAUUUUGUGAUAUAGAUAUCGUAAAAAUAUUUGCAUUAAUAUUGUGACGAUUAUUCCAACCAAAUCGCCUGGCCCUAUGUAGAUGCCCUAACAGCAACAUUUGUUUAUUCCUAAAUUGCACGGUGCUUCUGGUGCUUGGACAUUAUUGAUCUGGAGGCUGGUUUGUUCCCAUUAAUACCUUGGAGUGAUUAUUUGUUCUCUUGUCUUUUGCCGGGGUGGAUGAAAGUAAAACUAGAUAUUUCAUUCAACCAUGUGAGUUUAUAUGGGUUAGCCGAAAUAUAAAAGGGAGAGGGCUUUCUUUUAAAAUGAAAAAAUAGCUUUGUAAGAUCAAGUAUCACAGCAAAAAUGUAUUAUACUGUAAAUCAGUAUGCAUGUUGUUGUUUAGAUUUCCAUGUCUUUAAAAGGCAGGGGAAUCCAUUUAAUAUUUCUUUGUGGUGGCACAACCUUGGUUUAAAUGUAGGUAUGUAUGUACUACUGUCAUAUUUGACUUUCCAGUUUAUACUGUAAUAGCCAUUUUUUCUAGUUUCUACCAGCUAUUAAUCAAAUCAGAGUGCAGGAGAGGGCAUUUUCAUAAAUAUGCAAAUACAAGGUCACAUCAUCAUCAUCAUCAUCAUCAUCUCUGUUUCACAUCAUCUUGGGUAGAGUCUGUAGGCUUCACUGUGGAUGGUUAAAAUUAACAUUGAAUACAAUAUAUUGUGUGUUUUAGUCACUCACUGCCUCAUCGUCCUGUAUAAACUGCUGUAUAAUGUAUGCUACACUUAUCCUCGUAAGUCAGUUUUAUGUCUUUGAUAUUUUCAGCACAUUGACAUUUGACCAAUGGACCAUGUUUUCACCUUUGUCUAUUAGCAUCAUGGUCCUUUUGAAACCAGCAUAGACCACUUAUCUUAACAAUUCUCUAAUAAUUGUGCCAUUCAGACAUCCUUGCAUGGCUAUGUGAGGGAAACUCGUUUGACAGACCUUUUAUCAACACUUUUAAAGUUUACAUUAUUAUACUGUACAUCUGUAACAGGACGGAGUCUUUUCAUGAUUUUCAUGUUUUUGAAAGUUGCUUUUGAGAUUUGUUUUUACCAAAACAUGUUUUUACCUUGUAGAUUGUAUAGAGAUAAAAACUAAAUCCAGAUAUGUAAUACAACCUUGGCAUGCUGCUUAGAAAAGGAGAAAGAAAACAGCAAUAGUCACCAACUGAAUGGAUAUUUAAAAAUGCAAAUAACAAGUUUAAUCUGUUUAAUCUAAAAAAAAAAUAUAUCCAUAUAUGUUUAUGCAAUAAAACCUUGUUUUGAUAGAAAUAUAAGGCAUCUGUGUUUACUUGUGAGAGAUGUUUGUGCCUUUGCCCAAGACCAACAACAUAUACAAAACAAUGCUUGCAGCUACAUUAAAAGGUAAAACAAUCUUAAAGAUCCCUUCAAGACGCGUAUUAAGACCCACAUACAAAUAGUCUGCUUGGAAUAAUAAUAAUGUGUCUGAUGUGAUUUAAUUUAAGUUUUUCUGGUGGCUUCAAGUUGUAUCAACAAUUUUCCCAGUUUCAUACUGGACUAGGAUUGAUUUACAAACUAUUUGUGAUAAUCACGCGUGUAGGCCCCGUCCCUUAAAAUCUGAUAUUCUAUGAGCACAGAGAAACUUUCCACUUUCAGCAAAUUAAUGUAAAAACAUCCUUCUAAUGUUAAACUCUGCACAAACAUCAUUCUGCACAUAUUUUUGAGUGGAGUGGGACUUUAAAUAAGGCUCCUAAAUAACACAUAACUUUUGGCAGACAAUAAGCUGAGAAUGUGAAAUAUUUUCCCUGUUAAUAGGUCUAAAACUAUAAAGUGGGCUUGUUGCUUUACUUGUCACUUGUUAUCAUCUUUGUAGUGUCAUUUUUAAAUACCAACCCUAAAAAUAGAAUAACAACACAGCGUGGUUUUCACUGAGUGCCCCUCACUGCAGUUUCCCCGUGCAGGUACCAGAGCGUCCAUAAGGGUGCUGUGAGUCAGAAGAGCACCCUCUUCAAGUGCAGAAAGCUCACUGUUCUGACAUAACCUUCACAUAAUACAUACAGGACAUGUAGCACUACAAAGAUAACUGCUUUGCGUGGGCUAACCUUGGCGGGUGUGACAGACAAAGGUUAACCUUCCACUGUUGACCUGAUCAGCAUCUUAAAAACUCUAUUUAGCUUGAUGUGAUUCGUGAUGGCUAGAGGUGAAUUUACACAUUUGUCAGCUUGUGUCACAGAGGAGUUUCCCGUGGAGCAGCGCUGGCAUCCACACUCACUCUAAAUCAUGAUAAUUAGGGAGCAUAGGUCAAAUACAAGUGAGAGCAGCCUCAUAGCAGAUGCACCCGAACCCCAUUAACCAGCAGAUAAUGAACCAAAACAUGCCAUUAACUGGACAAACAAGGCAUUAGUGUAAUGGCCCAGGCAGACAUUAACAGCUUGUCUUACUUGCAAAUCCUUUAGUCCGUUCAUCUUUGAAAUUAAGGGGUUAGGCUUUAUAAGGUGACUCCAACCUGCUCAACCAUUAUAUGAACGACCAAGGAAAUGGACGCACCUAAAAGGAAAGUUUACAUUGUGUAUACUCUAGUACACAGUUGUUUAACUUUUGUUUCAUAAUUCAUGUUGGCAAAUUAUCAAGAGAGUCAUGACAUCAGUGA
This is a messenger RNA of Dicentrarchus labrax (European seabass), 5451 nucleotides long. It is a transcript of the gene caln2, whose product is annotated as calneuron 2. Lineage: Eukaryota; Metazoa; Chordata; Actinopteri; Moronidae. The record is from RefSeq and is a predicted model, not a curated record. Gene Ontology annotation, molecular function: calcium ion binding. The transcript has 6 exons. The coding region runs from base 289 to 1011 and encodes 240 amino acids.